CUUAAACAGCAUUGAAAUUAAUAUAUUAUCCUGUAUAGUCACCAGACAUCACAGCGACUUUGCAGCUUAGAAGAUGUGUAUCAUCAAGGCACAUUAGAGUGACGUGUAAACCUGGAAAACCUUUAUAUCAGGGUUGAAGACCGUGUGUUCAAGCGGCUUGUGUUUGAAGCAAUUGGGUCUUCCAAGUGAAUAGCCUUCAGAGCUGGACACAAUAUCAAAUAGAAGAGUGAUCACGACGCAUCUGCCUGCUGCCCAUUUGCUGUUAAUCUCGUGCCUCCUCCUCCGCUACCAGCCUUUAUUGUGACAACUUCUCUCACCCCGGCAGCUCAUAACAGCCGCCAGCAUCUCCUCUUUCCCAUUAUCGAACUACCUUCUUUUCAAGCUUCUUGGAAUCCCAGGAUCUCAAAACAAAGCGUCAAGUCUGCAGCAACCAUCAUCAAGGCCACGUCUAACUCCAAUAACACACUAACUUGACAGUUUUUCUUCCACGCCUCGCGCGUUAUCAAUCAACAGGCAAUAUGAACCCUUACCAAGACACCUGCGCUAAUUCUGAUAUUCGCUAUGAUCUCUUCAAUAUCGGUGUUCCAGACAUGUCCUGGAUUAAUGAAGCGUUAGAGGCAAUGAGUGAAGCCGAUAGGAACGAAACCAGAACCUAUCAAUCCCUUGACGGCGCUAGUGAGCCAAGCCCUGAAGGUAAUCCUACCCCGAUAAACACGCCGAACGAAGACACCACUUUCCAGGGGUAUUGGCAAGGCAUUGACCCGAGUCUCGCGUACAACAAAACCAGUAUCGAUUCUCUAAAUGAAAAUACCACCCCACAAAGCUAUGGCGAUGGCAUUGAUCCAAGUUGCGAAAGUAAUCUGGGCCCCGUGGAUGUCCUAAACAGAGGGAUCACUUCUCAAGGUUAUGGGCAUACCAUUAGCCCGGUUCCCACGCACGAGCCAGCUACCGCCAGUUUUCCGAACGAAGAUACUGUCCAGCAAGAUUAUGGCCAUGCCUUCGACUCGUACCUCACGAGCAACCCAGAAAGCGAAGUGCCUGUGCGCAGGAUUAACUUGCCCAACCGAUGUCUACCCGUGCCAAACCAGAAUCAAAGACAGGGCCAUAACAAAUUCCCACUUUUUAACAUCCAUGGUCCUGGUUAUUGGUGGAGGUAA
Messenger RNA from Coccidioides immitis RS, 1157 nucleotides. RefSeq lists its product as uncharacterized. The record is from RefSeq and is a predicted model, not a curated record. The transcript has a single exon. The coding region runs from base 519 to 1157 and encodes 212 amino acids. NCBI's taxonomy places the organism in Eukaryota, Fungi, Ascomycota, Eurotiomycetes, Onygenales, Onygenaceae.